CCAACUCUUAAGAAGAAGUUCACUUUUCAAGGACAAGCUAUACCUCUGACGAUUUCUCACGGCGAACACGCUUCCCAUUUUGCAACUGCUCACCUCACCAAAAUUCUAGUCGAGGAGGGACUAGGUUACAGCAACGCCAAAUUAAUAUUUUGUGACGUCACCGGAGCAACAAGGAGUUGUUGGAACGACAGGUAGUCAAUCAUUUCAUUGUUUUUGUAAGAAACGAAGCUUAAGGGGGCUCACAACCGUUUUCAUCAGGUUUCAGUGCUUCUCCUUUGAUGGAUCAACACCAGUGAACGCUUUUUUUGCUACAGUAGAAAGUAUCAUGCAAUACCCGGUCUUUACUGAAUAAGUCAGGGUCUUUCAGUUUGACUUAAUAAAUUACCAUAGCAACGGUAUACUCUAUAACACUCUUAAACGAUAUGUCAAGGUUCAAGCUUUCAUACAGUUUCUAAAAUUUGGAGAAAGCGGGUUUCCUUAAUGAUGGGAUGUCUGUUUCCUGUCGUUUCCAGAUUUCCUGAUAUACCUCCCCGGGCUAUGAUUCGCCCAGAGGUCUGGGUACCAUUUGACCAUCGAGAUUCUGAGACAAGUGGAAAGAUGACUGAUAUCGGAUCGCUUGGGAUCAUGGGCAGGUACUUGUAUAGCCAUAGCUUAUUUCAAUAUACCCUUCUGGAAACUUCAGCUAUCGAUUAAUAUGAUCUGUCGAUGAUACCUAAUUCUUCUGUGUUGUACUUCUUCAUUAAAAACGCAACACCAUAUAUAUUUUUAAAUCAAUCAUUUUUUAAAUUUGCAGAAUCUUAUAAUGUCUAGUAUUUCUUCAUUUUUACGCCCUAAGUAAACACAUUUCAAAAGUGGAACGUUAGACAAUAGCGGCUACCACAUCGCAACUCUUAGCUUCAGAACGCUACAGGGUCGCUUGGGUAUGUCGACUCACUCUAGAAGCAACUUUGAAGAAAUUUCGCAGGCUAAGACGCAAACGUUUUUACUUUAUUUAACAAGGGAAGGUUGGUUUAUAAGCGCUGACUUUGUUGACCGCGUGUGGACUGUUCACCGUACCCCUGCUGACCACUGGAGGGCGCUGCAACUGCCAUUUGUUCUGAAGAAACUGUCCUCACUUUCUGACCUGAUCAUUUGCCAGGGAUGUGUACAAGACGAAUUUCAUCCUUCCCAGUGUUCUCAAACCAAUCAAACUGGUGUGCAGUGUGUAGUUUUGUUGGCUGGACACAGAGGUACUGUUUGAGCUUUAAGAACUUGUAUCUACAUAGCAAUUAUAAGCAACAUCACAGAAGUAAAAGAGGCCCUAGAACGUUACAACAACCCCCGGAGGACACUCGACCAGUAUUUGGGUAUAGGUGAGGGUUUGAAACUCUGACCCUGUUUACAACAACAACAACAAAGAAUCCUAAAAUACAUACCCUGUUUACGACAACACCCCUAAUUUUAUUACCCUGUUUAGGACAAAGGACAAAAUGAACGCCGUGUAAGAAAAUUAUUGCGUCAUUGUGGCGGGAAACUCGUCAAGUGAUCUGAGAACUGAACUUUGUACAAGAGUCUAGGAACUGUGUAGUCGUUCGGAGCCGUGGAGCUGAUCGAGACGGUAUCGAUUGAGUGUAGAUAAUCCACAUUUUACAAGAAUUGAUGUCUAUGAAUCCAUAUAAACAAGUGUAGAACAGAGUACAGAAUUCUAAAAUGUGAACAUGUGAAGAAAUAUACUUUCAAGGGAGUGAAAAAUUAAAGCUACAGAGAACUGGUUUUAUCACACAUAAUUUAUGACACGCCGUCUUGUUUGCAGUAGAGCAAAUUUGCGUUACGGUCAUUGAUUUUGUAUACGUGGAGUAAAAACAAAUUUCAUCUACCAGAUCUGAAUCAAUCGUGCACUCAAAAUUAUUGUUUUUAGGACAGAGAGGUCAAAAACCAUACCCUGUCCAACUAGCGGCUCAUCGUACCCCAUAUAGGCCAUCUCCCCGGAAACUCCCAGUUUCGUGGUUUUCGUUGUGUUAUAACUAGCAAGCUUACACACUUCCAUAUCUGUUGUUGUGGUUUGGAUAGUAGCAGCUAUGGACAACUGUUUGUCCUUGUUAGUACUUGUUAUGGCACGAUUCCCAGGAAGAGCGGGGGACUCCGAAGUAAUCGCGACUAAUCAUCUACCUUGCAAUAUCGAGAUCAUUCUCGUCGCCAAAGCCCGUCGUUUCUUUUGGCCACGAGAUUUCUGUUAGAAUUAAAGCCGAGUGGCUCUGGGGACGAGAAUGCACUAUAGGGAGAGUCUAGGAGCACUCCUUUUCGCUGCGCAUGUGUAAGGUCAUUGGUAACCUGUGUGCAGCCUUCCCCUUCCCCCGAACACAGGCUAGAUUAGUGGCUAUACCACGGAAAUUAUUUUCGAGUGUCAGCCUCCCUAAUUUUUUAUCAUUAUAAAUACUCUUAUUCCUUAUAAGAGUAAUGUCUCUUCUGCAAGGGAUUUUGAUUAACUUCUGAUGUUUACAUGCCAUACCCUUUCUCCUUCUCGCAGACAACGCCAGUCAGCUGGCUGUGGAUCAGAUAACAAGUCUACAGUUAAACAUUUCUAUAGUUUGGCUAGGGGAAAGAUUGCCUGUCACGAUAAUAGAAAACAAAGCAAAAGGAAAACCACUGCUAUUUUACACCUGGGAUCCAGACCCCUUAACCUUAACAGGAGAUUUCAGACGGAUUUCCUUUCCAGACUGCAAGUGAGUACACCGCUAUUUCUAGGUUUAUGGGAUUACCAGGUUUGGUUUAGAUAAGGGGCUCCAAUUGUGUAGAGAAUGCCAGCCUGCGUCACUAAUUACUACAACGUAAACCCGAACGGUUUGAGCACAAUUUGCUCUUUACUGUUGCGUACGUCGAAUGGUAUUUAAGAGCGCUAAGGUUCUGAGGAUUUAUGUGAAGUCAUUUGAUUACAAAAGUCAAAGCCAAAAAAUGCAUUGAUGCAGAGCCAAUUUGCUAAGUGUUUAAAGAUGCACUGUUCCUUGUAAUUAUUGUAAGAUCAUAAUGCCCUCCGGUUUAACCACGUUUUCAUUUCUGUCGUUUAGUAGUUUUAAUAUUAUUAUUUUCUUAGCGUUCCUAAAGACGAUAUUUCGCUGACAAAUCCAAGGAGGAUCAUCUCUACAGCAUGUGAUUUUCCAGCGUAUGACCUUCACAAAUACAUAUGGAAACAAAUACAGAAACGCUAUAAUGACAUUUACAGGCUCGUUAAAGCAAUCACCCUUACCAGAGAACAACUAACGGAAUUAAUGCGACCAAUCGACGCAACACGAUAUAACGCAUCAAUUGAAGAACACGUCUGCAGAUGGCUGAAUAAGUCACGUGAUGUUUGGUUUCCAUGGAUACAAGCACAGACUGCCACUAAAAGAACAGUGUACAUCGGAGGGAUGUUUCCAAGCCUAGUGGAACCAAAAGCGAUAUGGUCUAGCCCGGGGGACGAAAUAGGAGCCCAGCUGGCUGUCCAGGAAGUUAAUAACGACACGAAUAUCUUAAAUAGUUUAACAUUUAAAUUGCUUGUUGCACCCACGCAGUGUAGAAGAGAACUCGUUAUUGCAGCAUAUAUUCGUUACCUAAAUCGUGAUCCUUCAGAGAAUGUAAUCGGUAUAUUAGGUCCGGCGUGUAGUAGGGCUACGCUUCCUAUUGCAGAAGCAUCACGUUUUCGCAAGACAAUUCUAAUGGGUUACGGAGCCGAUGACGUGUCGCUAUCUGAUAGGACAAGGUUUCCCUUGUUUUUCCGAACAAAUCCGAGUGUUGAUGAAUUUAAGGCUGCAUACCUUUCGCUUUUCCGCGCGUUCGGCUGGAAGCAUUGUGUAAUCUUGCGCGAAGCAAAGUAUCCUGUGGACUCAGUCCGGUCGCGCACCGAGUUCCUGAACAAACAUGGAAUACAAGUACUAUCUCGUGAGUUAACAUCCAGUGGGGACCUGGACGCUAGUGGUUACAUCAGCACUGUGGUAGAGAGUAAAGUAACAGUUAUCAUACUGGACGCUUACCCAGCAGUCACCAGAGCAGUCACGUGUCAGGCCUACAAGCAGGUAAUACAUUUAGCCUAGAUCAAUAGCACUGAUAAUAGAUCUCUUGUUUGCAUUGUUUUCCCAUUGGAAGUCAUGUGUCGCACUUGGCUGAUCAUCACAUUUCUAUCAUUUUUCAAAAACACUGUCAACAUUCCAGUCCUAGCAGUAUGCAGGAUGUAUGUCACAUGAAGCUAGUUUAGCAGUCUUAGCUCUAACAAGUCUCCUAUAGCUCAGCGGUAGAGCAUCUGGACAAGUAGCCAGAAUAGGGAACUCGCGUUUUCGUGCGACGCACGCCAAAGGAAGUGAGGCCUUUUCUGUUUUAAUAUGUCUCGACGCUACCAAAUUUGGAUCGUUAAGCGUCUUUACUCAUUUAGAGACAAUUUGCCUGAAUAAUUGGGCAAGACCACUUCUCAAGAAUGCAAGAAAUCCACUUCCGGUUGACGUUCGUCUCUCAAAAACGUGUCGGCUCGACUCCUGUUAGUCUCCCUCGCAGCCGUCUUUUGGGUGUCACGCAACGCUCCCCCAAAAGAAAGAGAGGGAGCGUUGCGUGACAUCCAAAAGACGACUGCGAGGGAGACUAGACUCCUGUUGGCAGUACUCAGAUUUUUUCCUCCGUACCGCUUGUGUCAUGGACAUGACUGAAGAAUUAAAAAUCUUUCUCAUGUCCUUAGGGUUUGACGGCAGAAAAUGGUUACGUAUGGUUUUUGUUGGACUGGUUGGAAAUUGGUUGGUGGGAUGUAGAUUUCUACAACAGCCGUAGUUACACUUCGCCAGAGAAUGUUCCCUGCACCUCAGAUCAAUUGAAGUCGUUCGUUGAUCAGGGAUACUUUACAUUAUCGUCUCCAUUCUUCGGCGAUGACAAGCAAAAGGUUGUGGGAGGAGGAACUGUCAAGGAAUGGAAGGAGCGCUACAUGUUUCAUGUAGCGAGUGAGGUACUUAUCUAUGAGUAGUUCUUCUACUCUUUUGUCAGGCAACUGCUGAUUCUGACAGAUGUGCAUCAACUCAGAGAUAAAAAAAAACUAUUUUAUACAAGAGUAAGCGCGAGGAAAUGCAAAAUAAUAUUUCAAGAAAAUGGAGUUACACUUGGCUUUGAAAAUAGUGAUGUUUCUCACAGGCUUUGAAGCUUAAGGCCAUUAUUUGGCAUUUUACAUGUAAAUAUUUCAAAUGCUAUAUUUUUCCGAUUACCUUCUACUGCACGCUUGUUUUAGUUCACUACAGCUAACUCAAAUAUGGUCUAUUAUAAUUCAGAACAAGGAGUGGUCAGAUUAUGCCUCGUUUGCGCAUGACUCCGUGUGGACGUACGCUUUAGCACUGGAUCAACUGCUCAAGAUUGACUCCACAGCCUUAGAUACAAUCCACUCUAACACAACCUCAGAGUAAGAAUUUUAUCACAGUUAAAUAUUCAGCCUUGUCUCUGUAGCAGUGGGUCUGUAAAGAACACCACGGUACACGGAUUAAACUUGAUCUCCAGACGUUUAUUCCACAGCAAUGAGUGCGUGACGGCCCCACAAGCCCGCUUUUCUAAACUCUACCUACAACGGUGUCGAAAACCACAAGUUUGAUCCGUUCUUAGAGGGGGCUAGCUCGAUGACAAUACAAUAAAAUGUAAUACAAUAAGUUUCCCCCAUAGCGUGACCGUGGGACACGCUUGCGUUACGCUAACAUCUACCGGAUUCACAUACAUGUACCUAUUUCUUGUUUACUACCAGAAUUUUCCCAGAGCGUAUACAAGAGGUUAACUUCCUUGGUGUCUCUGGGCGAGUUCAUUUCAAAAAUGGAGAUCGCUUAGCCAGUAUACUCAUCAAACAGCAAUUCGUCUCACGCUACGAAGUCAUUGGUCAACUUGUUCACGCCAAAGGCUCAAAUGGCUCUCUCCCAGGCCACCUUGAGUGGGAUCCAAGCAGGAUAAAGUGGGCAACGGGACAGAUACCAAGCGACCUUUUGCCCGGUAAGCUAAACGUAUUUAUCUUUGUUACAAGGGGACUAGGAGGACUAUGGUCCAUUUUAGCAAGCGUAGCAGGUACCAGCACCAGUUUUUUUGGGGGGGGGGGGGGAAGGGGGGGGGGGGGGGGGCGUUGAUGAAGGGAGAAAUUUCGAGGACGCGCUCGAGAGAAAAGAGAGAGAGAAAAGCUCUAUAACAACUAUAAAAAAAACUAAACGGCGUCUGCUGUGCGCACAGGCUAGGUCUAUUUGUUUGUUUGUUUGUUUUUUCAACUUUUUUGGCUCACAAGGAGAUAUUCUGGAUCUUAUAUGGAUUUUUUUUAUUUUACUUGAACAGAACCUGGCCGUAAAGAGAUAUGCAGCGUAGAGACUCUGAGAAAAGCUCUCAACGUUUCCUGUCGGGUAGCUAUCACUGUAGUCGUUGUUAUCGGUAAGUUAAAACGUUAUGCGACGUUUUGACGACCUUCUGCCUGUCUUCAUCAGGCUUAGACAUCGACUGCUGAUAACAGGUCACCAAGCGUGCGUGUCACAGUGAUCGCUGUUAUUGGUGGAACUGUUCUUGCUAUUUUACGAAGCUGUUCUUUUCCUGAGGUUGGUCAGCGGAGUUAAUUUGGCCAAUUACGACGGGGAUAGAAAUCCUAAUCAACCAAUCCAAGCUGAAGAAAAUAUUAUACUGAAAGCUGGCUCUAAGUGCGGAGAAAGCGAUUGAUUAGUUGGGUUAUCGGUGCGAUUUUUCACAAGUGAGGCCUGGGUCAAAUGUCGAACUUCACAUGAGCCGAACCUAAAGGUAAUAAGCAAGAACAACACAUUUUGCUCAUAAACAUAGGUUUAACAUGUGAUGUUUGACGUUUGACUUCGGCCUAAGGCGAGGCAAAAUAAAGUAAAAGAUUAAAUAUGUGUCAUCUAUUUGUUGAACAUUGCUCUGUUAGAUGCGUAAUUGUCUCGCUAAUGAAUAUUUUUUUUCUCUUUUAAAGCGGUGUCAUUGGUGUCAGUAAUCCUUAUCAUCGUAGGAUGUAUUUUGAAAGGAAGGUGAGGAUCAUACAUAUCCAGCCUCGUCCCUAGAGCGUCAGUUUCCGUAGAAACGGGCAGGGACGGAAAAGGCUCUGUAGAUGACUGAGGUUGCAUGCAUAUCACUCUAGCCCGCAUGAAGGAAGAGAAACAGGAGACCGUUUACAUGAUGUAGGCCACAGGAUCAUGUAUUUCAGUAAAACUAAAAAACGACUUCAUACACUAUUUCAUCAAUGGCAAGCUAUUGAUUUAUGGUCUAUGGUCUCUGUAUUGGUUGGCCUCUCUAAAAAUUCAUGUCGACUAUUUAGGUCUUUUUGCGUUUCCUUAACAAUACUAGUUUUAUUUUUUUAACCCUCGUUCCCUUUUCAAAACUUAACUUUAUUUCAACUCAUUGCUAUGCUAAAAGCGCUUAUGUGUGAGAAGAGUAUCGAAAUUUAAUCACUGUUAAUUCAAGCACAUUUUUGCGUAAAACAAAAGAAAUCUAUUUACACUGCCCCUAUAAGCCAAGCAUUCUUUGUACCUCCAUCGAUCAAUCGCAGGGGUCUCUGUUCAGCAAAAUCAAACCAUCCACAAAAUACAUUGUCUGCGUCUCUAGCAAAAUAAUGAUGGAAAGAAAAAUGUUAAAAAUAAACUCAAACUCGUCGAGUUUGCAUAUUAAUAAAAGAGUUGAAAUCUCAGCUCGCAUCCCGUAUUUAUUCCAGCUUACUUGUGCGCUUUUCUUUAUCGCUAGAUAUUCCUCAAAGUAUCGCGACACUAAAAAGCGCCUGCGCGAGCUGGGCCUUCUGGACGCCAACUCUACAGGUGCUAUAUUUGCUUUAGAUGACUGGGAAAUGCCGAGAGAGAAACUUAUUCUCAAUAGAAAACUUGGAGAAGGAGCCUUUGGAGCUGUGUUUGGCGGAGAAGGCUUGGGACUAAUGGGAUCUAAUGUCUCGGUUCCAGUUGCUGUGAAAACGCUCCGAGUUGGUGCAACUAUUGAAGAUAAGGUUGGUUUCAUUUACCGCGAAUCGCUUUGAGCCUAAUCUCGAAGUUUAAGGCCACUUGCAACUUUCGUUUAGUCAUAAUUAAGUUCGUUGAUUUGCAAAUUCCCUAGGAGUUCUUUACUCUUUAUGAGGAGUCGCGGAGUCAUUAAGUGGGCCUUAGUUUAGAAAUUUUAAAUUUUUUACUUUCUUUUAUUUUAAUUCGACUAUUUACACACUUUGCUGCGUUUAACAACAUUGUUUAACACUCGAAGCCCUCCUCGGAUUGUAUGUGAACCUUAAUGUUCAUCACAGAACGUAUCACUAGAACCUUUUGAGAAUAAGCAUACGUAGUUUAUACUGUUGCUUUAACGUCAGGGAUCGAAGAGCUUUUUUUCAACCAAUUGACUUGAAAGAUCUCUUGUCCAUUUUGCAGGUGGAAUUUCUUAGCGAGGCAGAUAACAUGAAAUUAUUAUCUCAUCCGAAUCUUGUCAAACUGCUGGGCGUGUGUACCACAGGGGAGCCAGUGUAUAUUGUAAUGGAACUUAUGAUACACGGUAAGCAAAUGUGAAUCUUGUUUAUCUGUUCAUCCAUCCAUGUCAGCAACGCACAGGCAACCCAACUAUUCGAAUUUUCCAAAGCUUUUAUUUAAGUGUUAGUAGUUUAAUAAAGUGUGUGUAAAUGUAUGCAAUCAGUUAGAUAUCUCAACAGAGAAUUCAACAGGACGAACCUGUUAGGGAGUUAUGGCUUUUUCCCAAAGGCACCUUGAUUCCGAUUUUUAAAUGAUAAUGAAAUGAUCAUGAUGAUGAUAAUGAUUAAAAGAGUGAGAAUUACCAAGGCAAAUACUUUUCUAGCCUCCCACGCAGGCGUUUUUAGGGGAGCUCGUAUUUCUUCCCUCCCCACAAACGCCUGCUCAAUCGAGAACAACAUUCCUUUCCCACUGUUUUAUUUGCGUGGUACGUGACCAAUCAACAGUUGUGAAAAAAAGUACUGACAGGCUAAGCACGACUCAUAACCUCGUGGUAGCGUAAAAACGUGACUCCAGAGUUACCUUUUUCCUUCUUUUCUUUCCUUCGCUAAGGUUAUGCAGUACAAGGAGUAUUGUAAAAUCUGACUAAAUCUUACUUUUGCCGCUCUGAGUCUAACAUUUAUUGGAGGUCAUAAAGUUUUCCUUGUGUUUCGUGCAGAUCGAGUAAUUAUCGGGUCACCCUGCGGUCAAGGUCAACUUUCCACAAUUUGAAAAGUACAAUGUGAUUGGCUAAGCUUGGGAAAGGAAUGUUAUUCUCGGUUGGGCAGGCGUUUGUGGGAAGGGAAGAAACACGAACUCCCCUAAAAACGCCUGCGUGGGAGGCUAAUACUUUUCUGGACUUUCCGGAAAUCCACACAUCACUUCUUUCGUCGGCUCUGAAAAUGUUUUUUUAUAGGUGUGCCAAAACGACGUCGCCUACAUUUUAUUCAAUUUGUUGUCUCCAUUUUAAGGUGAUUUGAAGAACUUUCUUCUUGCCCGUCGCCGUUCCGUUGAUCAGCCAGAGACACCCGAGGUAAGGUCUUCAUGCUUAUGUCCUAUCCACCAAAUAGAACUUACAGAUGAUGUGGAAUAGAACGUCUCAGUAAAUCAUGGGGCAAACCAUCCCUCUGGGCGUUCAGUGAGCCCGAUCUAUUACGUUUUUAUACCAAGAAUCAGGCGGACGUCCAUCUCAAUAGCCCUAGCCUCCCGCGUAGACAUUCUUGGGGGUUCGUCACACGUUCCUGCGCGUGACGUACCCCUAAGAUCGUUUGCGUGGGAAGCUACAAUACCCCAGGACAUUCCCGAGGUACAUAGUCAGCUUCCUUUCACUCGUGAAUCCUGAAUUCAUUCCCAAGUCUUGAGUUCCCAUUUCACAGUGAGAAAUGUUUCGUUUUUUGACGGAAUCAGCUUAGGCUUGGCAGCUAACCAACGCGAAAGAAAUUGGCUCUAAUCAAAUGGAUGGGUACAUCGUCGGUGACGUUGCGCAAAGCUGUUCUUAACUGAUCUCUUUUUAGGCAGACGAUGUUACACCUCGCAGACUGACAAGCAUGGCUUUAGACAUUGCUCGCGGUCUGCAGUACCUAGGAGACAUGAAGUUUGUUCACAGGUGAGCUUAAAAAAAUGCUUCUUGUUUGUAAAGCGAUGCAAUUUAUCAAUUUAUAAGCACUUUAUGUACUCUAAGCCUGCUAGCAGACUCUCCUUUCGGUUUUCGCAUUACUCCCUUCUUUCGGUUUAUUGGCUUCGCCGCUACAUAAAAUCUCUGGUUGCAUCAUCAUAAGGUCUCUACGACAUAGGAGAUUCAGUUCAGAAUAAAAAAAAAACGUUUUAUAUUUUAUAUAUAUUUAUAUCUUAUCUUAAGAGGAAAGGAGCAUCCCCAUGUAGGGGAAUCCAGGACAGUCUUAGAUCCUGGAUUCCACGUCGUGGAUUCCGGAUUCCGGAUUCCAGGUACUGGAUUUCAGUCUUUGUCAGUGGAACUCGAAUUCUGCAUUCCAAUCUUUGGCGGAUUCCGGAUUCCUUGAGCUGUAUUCCGGAUUCCACAAGCAAAAUUUUCACCGAGUCCAGAUUCAACAACCAUAUUUUCCGAGAAUCCGGAUUCCUUACAUGUGGUAAAAAGGACAAGCCUUAUCUCCAUCUUUGGGAAACUGAACGGACAAUUCUUCCUAUGUUAUCGCUGACACCAAGCGCGCAAGGUAGAAUAAGGACCAUUUAAAUUAUGGAAUCUUUUUCACGUUCCAUUUUGUUUUAUUGCUAUUAGGGAUCUUGCUUUACGAAACUGUAUGGUAGGUUUUGGAAACGUCGUUAAGAUCGGCGACUUUGGAUUGGCAAGACCACUUCAAGGCAGUGACUGCUACAGAUUCCAACGAAACGGUGAUGAUAUGCACUUGUUUGCUAUUUCAGUCCUGUUUUACAUUAGAUAGUACAAGGUUUCUCACGUUAGCAGUAUAACAUUAUAUAGAGAUGCUUUAAGCUAUUUUGUUAAUCGAAACUCCAUUUCGACGCCAGCAAAACAGACCCAAGUGAUUUUAUUCUACUGAUAGGUCUAGUUAUUAGGGGAAAAAUAACUCACUCUCCUUUUUCACAUUGCUCGUUUGAUGAGUCUAUACCAACGCAAAAAUACGGCUGUUUUGUUGUCUAUAUAAUAGAGGUAAGUAUUUUCGUGAAGUUUGGAGACUUAAAAACCAACCGCCAUGCCAGGGGGCGGGGGGAUCGAGAUCGAGUAGAAAAGUGUCACUUACUGAGAUCUAUUUUUUCUUAGGUGUCUUUCAAAGGGAUAGAUAUUUGCAUUGCUUAAUUAUUUGACAACAGAAAUCACUUUUGUGACCUUAAAACUACAGAGCUGUACAGCCGUAUUUUAAUAGACAUAUGAAAACUCAACAGCGGCAUUAAUAAGACAAAAGAAAAUUGGGGAGGGGUGGGGACAUUACGGAACCCCUUGAGUUCCUCCUGGGUACCCCACUGGGUACACCGCUUGCCACUGGUAAGAAGGAGUUCAACUGAGGUAUGUUUUGAUCUGCAGCCCAGGCCACCAUGUUACUUGCAACCUCGUCUCUCUAAAAUUCCAAAUGUGUAAAAUUCCAGUCUUAUGUCAUCAAGCCACGAAUGUGCAAUCGAGCUCCUAUGCCCCGGUGCAAAUUUCCCUUUCGUAAACGGUCGCUGUAAUUGUUAAGACACUUAGAAAAUUUUUGACCUGUUAUUGAGAGUGUCUCUAUUAAAAAGAAAGAAGAUCGCAACCCAGGGUCGAACCCAGACAUUUCCUAUCCUAAUCUCUCUCCCUUAAAACAACAUUACGACACCGACCCGCCAAAAUUCCGAAAGUAGAUAAAGUAGCAAACUGCAUUUUUAACUGAUACAUCGUGAAAAGGUGACCCUAGCCCUUUCCAGAACUUUUAACGUAAAUUCAACUUGGCUUUCAACGUCGUUCUUUCAAAGACUAUUCAAAACUGUAUCAUUUGCCUUGUUUAACUUAAUCCAGUGAAUAUAUCACAUCUAUCAUGACUUAAGGCAUGGCCCACAAUGGUGGCAUCGACCGUUAAAAAUAGCAACUACUGUAGUCGCAAAUCCACAAUUUGUCAUUUAUUCUCAAACUCAAACAAUCGAGAUCAGGUCAGAUCCAACCUAUUCUUCUAAACCUUUGCACGAUUCGAUUAUGUGGGAGCUUUUGGAAAUCCACAGUAGAGUUAAUAAAAACAACAUCAAACAUGGCAACUCAUUCUCCUCGUGUUCGUUCUAAGACCGCCACGCCUUAUGGCAGGCACUGGCUUCCCAACAAUCAAAUUAGAAAUUGUUCAACAAGUAUCAACAUUCGGUAAAAAAGGUCACAACAACUACCGUUUACGAAAGGGAACUAGGCGCAUUCAACUCUGAAUUAAAUUUUCUUUCCUGAGGCGUUUAGGGAUGCUACCGGUGAGAUGGAUGUCGCCAGAGUCAAUAAAAGAGGGAUUAUUUACGCUGCAUACCGACGUUUGGUCGUAUGGCGUCACUCUGUGGGAAUUGUCUACUAUCGGUGGCUUUCCUUAUCAAGGCCUAUCCAAUGCUGAAGUCUUAGAGAAGGUGGAACUAGGAUGUACGUUGGAAAUACCACAUCAUUCUAGUAGGGAAAUGUAAGUUUGUAGAAUUUCGAUCUUUCAUGCAAAUAAAUGAAUUAAUAUCAAUAAUUAUUUAGAGGUAGCUGAUCGUAUCCGCACAGUGGUUCCUCGUCUACCAUUCCUGACCUGGAUUUGAGAUUUAGGAGAAAUGUUAGUUUUUGAAGAGAGGAAAAACCCGAGUACCCGGAGAAAAACCUUUCGAAACAAGGAUUAAAUUAACUGCAAAAACGGUGGACGAAGAUCCUGCUAGUUGUAAACGUUGGAUCUCUAGAAAAGAGAUCAAAUCAGCCAAAAUAUAAAGAACCAAGAACGAGAAGUCCAAAGACUACUGCAAAGCUGAUUUGAAACAACGUGUAUUUUUUUUAUAACAAUAUUUCGGCUGGCCAUACCAGCCUUCUUCAGGUUUACAGAUGUUACUGAACUUAUGUAGCAAUCACAAUAUUAUAUAGAUUGAGAAUGUCGCAAUAAAAGAAGAACGCGAACCGACAAGGCACAUUGGGGUGGGGGGCGGGGAGGGGGAGUUGCUCUCAUCAUUUUUAUGGAAUUUAAUUAGAAAUCUAGCAAUUUUAGUCGUUCUGGAAGGCAAAGAUUUCUUUUCUCUUUCUUCAGCAACCAUGUUGAUAUUAGGAUCUGCACUUUGUUUUUAUUUUAGGGCGUCAUUACUUCGCAAAUGUUGGAGCCAGGAUCCAUCGCAAAGACCAAAACCUUCAGAGAUUGUUCGAAUCCUCAUCAACAAUCCAGAGUUUGUCCGUGCAAGUAUUGAGAUACCUGCUACGACAUUACUGGACAAUAGUGUUGGUAGCUUUGACGCCAGAAAAGCUUCUACGCGUGCGCGAACAGGAUUGGGGAGCCCGCAGUCAAUUAACUCUUUUCGCUGUUCUGAUCAAGUGAGCAGCACUAUGAAUUUAACUCUUGCGUAG
This is a messenger RNA of Porites lobata, 13425 nucleotides long. The record is from the annotation of a GenBank genome assembly. NCBI's taxonomy places the organism in Eukaryota, Metazoa, Cnidaria, Anthozoa, Scleractinia, Poritidae.